Molecule: messenger RNA, 1068 nt
Organism: Solanum stenotomum
Lineage: Eukaryota; Viridiplantae; Streptophyta; Magnoliopsida; Solanales; Solanaceae
Product: two-component response regulator ARR2-like
Exons: 6
Coding region: 1-1068 (355 amino acids)
Biological process (GO): regulation of DNA-templated transcription
Cellular component (GO): nucleus
Molecular function (GO): DNA binding; DNA-binding transcription factor activity
Source: RefSeq, a predicted model, not a curated record
AUGGCGGUUGGUACAACUUCAGCAGCAAUGUCAAUGCUCUCGAAAGGAAAGCAAAAAAUUGAUGUGAUGAUAAUCAAUAUCCAUCCAACCAACAUGAUUUCCUUUAAUCUCUUAACUCAAGCUAUGGCAUUGGAUGUGAUUUCAGUAGUAAAGAAGGCUUUGGACGAGGGAGCUCAUCUUUACCUUCAAAAGCCAUUUAAUGUAGAAAUUAUGAAAUACUUGUGGCAACUUGUAUUGAGGGAGAAAAAACAAAGAGCGAAAUUGGCAAAAGAAUCAGAAAAAAAUAGAGAUCAUAAGAAUGUUGAUGAUACUGAUGAAAUUAAUGUUGUUCGAGAAAAUGAAGAACAACCCAGAGAGAAGAAAAUUGUUGCUAAUGCCGAGGAACAGAAAUAUAAUAUUGAUGAAGUUGAAAAUGAUGAUUGCAGAGAAUGGACAAAUGAUCUUCAUUCCAAAUUCAUGAAAGCUGUACAAGAACUUGGUGAAGGAAGAUGUUACCCUAAGGAGAUUCUUGAGGUGAUGAUACAUGAUGUGCCAGAUCUUACCCAGAUGCAAGUUGCUAGCCAUUUACAGAAAUGUCGUCGCAAUGAUUGGAGAGCUCCACAAAAGAGAAAACAUAUUCGUCAGUCAUCAAGUCAAGGAUCCUCAAAUGAUUCUAAGCAAAAAACCCAAAAUUAUGCUGGUGAUGGGAUACAACAACAUGGAGCAUUAUUUGAAAUGUUGGGUUCACAAGGACUACAAGAUCCAAUUAUUGAAAACACUAAUUAUAGUCCAGCCCUGGAGUUUGAUAGUGAGAAUCAUCAUAAUCAUAAUAUAAGUGAUUUUAGUUUUGAUCUCAAUGUGGCCCAUGGAGAAACAUAUUCAAAUUGUGGGACAUUUGGUACAGAAAUCAGAAAUGCGACAAUUAAUAAGUAUAGCUUGAAUGUAAAUGCAGACAAGGUUUCUGAUAGUUAUGUUGGAAGUGCGACUUUCAAUGAACUGGGAGUAGCAAAUACAAAUUUUCAGCAAUAUAUUGGUGAACCAAACAUGUCUAAUCCAAGCAGUAUUAUUGGGGCAUCAUAUGUGAAUUAA